Messenger RNA from Nematocida minor, 1194 nucleotides. RefSeq lists its product as uncharacterized. Gene Ontology annotation, molecular function: single-stranded DNA binding. Bases 1 to 1194 code for a protein of 397 amino acids. The transcript has a single exon. The record is from RefSeq and is a predicted model, not a curated record. Lineage: Eukaryota; Fungi; Microsporidia. Gene Ontology annotation, cellular component: RNA polymerase III complex.
AUGAGCUGCAGUGCAAGAGUAUUUAUACUCGAAGGAUUUGGCGAUGUGUGCAGCAAAAUAGGAUACUACCUCCUAAACAACAGAGACGUGGGGCUGGUGUCCAUCUACAAAAACACACAGCUAUCUAGGAAAGACGUAAUCAAAGGGCUCUCUCUUCUGAUACAUUUCCAAAUUGUGGGGUUUGCGAACUACAGCGGCAAAGGGACGCGAUAUUUCAUAAAAAACGGAUAUUCUUCGCUGAAUAGUUAUCCCGUGUAUAUAGACUAUGCUGAGAGAACGUAUGGGCCAUUUGGCGGCCAGAUAGCAACAGAAAUACUCGUUAGAGGCCGGAUAGGAAUGAACUCUUUUCCGAGCGAGAUGCUUGAAUGUGCAAGAAAAAUGAUUAAAGACGGAGUUCUAUCGGAAGAGUCUUUGUCCGGGGUGAAGAGAGUAAAAGAUGAGAGCGAGAAGUACAUAGUAUUUUCAAAAAGAAAUGCAAAUGCAAAAAUACUCAGUGAGCUAUUUAAUAACGAUAUUACAAAACGGUUUUCUGAAAACACAAAAAAGGUUUUCCUAGCUGUGAAGAGCUUCUACCCAGCGCCUUCUUCCUUCGUCAAGGUGCUUGAAAGGUGCAAAGAGUUUGGCGUGCAGGCAGAAGAGUACGGAGAGACAAGUAUUGACGCGGUUGUCCAAAAAAACUUAAAAUAUCUCAUAGGAUACGGCGCUCUCUCCGGGGGAUACGAGAUGUAUCAGGUAAACCAUGAAUCAUAUCUCGAUAAAAUCAAAAAAGAAAUAGCUCUGGAGUACUGCGACAUGUUCAUGGGGCCAAAUGCUUCUACCAUUUUGUCCAUGCUGCUGUCAAAAGGGUACGUGGAGGAUAAGUUCGUACAAAAGUAUCUUCUAAUGGAGCCUUCAGAGUGCAAAAAAACGCUGUUUGCUCUACUUGCAGACAGGCUCAUUUCGAUGCAGAUGAUCUCCAGAACAGCGGACUGCGCUCCUUCUAAAAGCUUUCACCUGUGGUCUGCAAAUAUCCGCAAACUACUGCCAAUAGUUGAGAAAAAAGUCCAGGAAAAGCUAAACAGCAGCUACAUUGACCUUACCACGCUCCAAGAGAACAAGAUGUUUAUUGUGCCCAGCGAGUACAAACAUAAAACCGAUCUUAUUUAUGGUGUGUUAGAGCGCCUGCACGUAUUUUGUUUUGUGCUUGGGCUGUAA